Psammomys obesus (fat sand rat) is the source of this 3809-nucleotide messenger RNA. RefSeq names its product RUN and FYVE domain containing 3 (gene Rufy3). The record is from RefSeq and is a predicted model, not a curated record. Lineage: Eukaryota; Metazoa; Chordata; Mammalia; Rodentia; Muridae. Bases 135 to 1694 code for a protein of 519 amino acids. The transcript has 13 exons. Gene Ontology annotation, cellular component: cytoplasm. Gene Ontology annotation, biological process: regulation of axonogenesis.
CGCGGAGCGGAGAGCGGCGGCGGCGGCGGAGGCGGCGCGGGCUCGACGGGGCACCGGAUCUUCGCCGUGAGCCUCGGGCUCGGGCCUGGAGCGGCGGCGGCGGCGGCGGCGCCGCGAAGCCACGAGCGAGAGGGAUGGCCGAGUCGCCGCCGCCCGGCGCGGCUGCUGAAAGUUGCGGCGGGGACCCGGCGAGGGGCGGGGAGCGGAGACCCGAGGAGCCGGAGCCGCCGAGCGGUGCUGCCGCCUGCGGAGGGGCCCGGGAGGACGAGGCGGGGCCCUCGGAGCCGGACUCGCCGGUGGCCGCCCCCUUCUUCCUGCUGUACCCGGGCGAUGGAGCAGCGGGCUUUGCAGCGCGCCCGCCGCCGCAGCGCGCCUGGAGGACCCCGCCGUCGCCCGGCUCCCCGCUGCCCUUCCUGCUGCUGAGCUACCCGAGCGGCGGCGGCGGCGGCGGCGCCAAACACCAUCCUAAUUAUCUCAUGGCUAACGAACGCAUGAACCUGAUGAACAUGGCAAAGCUGAGUAUCAAGGGCUUGAUUGAGUCGGCUUUGAACUUGGGACGGACCCUGGACUCUGACUACGCUCCUCUGCAGCAGUUCUUCGUGGUGAUGGAGCACUGCCUGAAACACGGCUUGAAAGCCAAGAAAACUUUUCUUGGACAAAAUAAAUCCUUCUGGGGUCCCCUAGAGCUGGUAGAAAAGCUUGUUCCCGAAGCUGCAGAGAUAACAGCAAGUGUCAAAGAUCUCCCAGGACUCAAGACACCAGUGGGCAGAGGAAGAGCCUGGCUUCGUUUGGCGUUAAUGCAAAAGAAGCUUUCUGAGUAUAUGAAAGCUUUGAUCAAUAAGAAGGAACUUCUCAGUGAGUUCUAUGAAGCCAAUGCCCUCAUGAUGGAAGAAGAAGGAGCUAUUAUUGCUGGUCUGCUGGUGGGUCUGAACGUCAUUGAUGCCAACUUCUGCAUGAAAGGAGAAGACCUGGACUCUCAGGUUGGAGUUAUAGAUUUUUCAAUGUAUCUAAAAGAUGGAAACAGCAGUAAAGGUAGUGAAGGGGAUGGACAGAUUACCGCAAUUCUAGACCAGAAGAACUACGUAGAAGAACUCAAUAGACAUCUGAAUGCUACUGUAAACAACCUUCAGACAAAAGUAGAUUUGUUAGAAAAAUCCAACACGAAAUUGACAGAGGAGCUUGCUGUUGCCAACAACAGAAUUAUUACCUUACAAGAAGAAAUGGAACGAGUUAAAGAAGAAAGCUCCUAUCUACUGGAAUCCAGUCGGAAGGGUCCUAAGCAAGACAGAACUGCAGAAGGGCAAGCGCUGAGUGAAGCAAGAAAGCAUUUAAAGGAGGAGACACAGCUACGGCUGGACGUUGAAAAGGAGCUGGAGCUCCAGAUAAGCAUGAGACAGGAGAUGGAACUGGCUAUGAAGAUGCUGGAGAAGGAUGUCUGUGAGAAGCAGGAUGCCCUGGUGUCCCUGCGGCAGCAGCUGGAUGAUCUCCGGGCUCUCAAGCACGAACUUGCCUUUAAGCUGCAGAGUUCAGACCUAGGAGUAAAACAAAAAAGUGAAUUAAACAGUCGCUUGGAAGAAAAGACCAAUCAGAUGGCUGCCACCAUUAAACAACUGGAGCAAAGUGAAAAAGAUUUGGUGAAACAGGCAAAGACCUUAAAUAGUGCAGCAAAUAAACUGAUCCCAAAACAUCAUUAGACAUUUUGCAGUUGAUCAACUCACAAGUCUGAUGCUACAAAUUAACUAUAGGGAGAAAUCUGAAAUUCCUACAUUUAAGCUCUGAUCCUAUAUAAAAUAUCACCAAAAGUUGACCCAGAAUUUGUAGGACUUUACAUACAUAGUGAGCUUUAUAGGUUGGGUUUUGUUGUUGCUGCUGCUGUUGUGUUCUCCCCGAGUUAGAAUUUUUCAUAUGGGUCCCUCACUAAAUACCAAAUAAACUUUGAGAAAUAUUUCUGAGUUGAACAGUAAAUCAACAGACCAUUCCUAGGAAGCCGGGGAAUGGAAGCACUGCACACGUGUGUGCUUGACAGUGACCAUACGGUAGGAGCACCUGUGUCCCCACCUGUGAGCCUGCUCUUGGCAGUGUAGUGGUGAGCAGGCAUCACCUGGUGACCCAGGACUCUCUAAAACAGCUCUGUCUCUUAGGCCACAGCCCCUUUUCUUUUGCCUUGUGUAGGUUUAAUCCCCAACCCAAGAUAAGUACUUACUCUUUCAUUACAGUUCUGUUCUCAGUGACCAAGAUUGCUUGCAAUUUAUUUUUGCCUUAGUGAUUUUGGACAAAAAAAAAAAAAAAAAAAAAAGCAGCAUCUUUGCAUUUCUUUAAAGUACUUAGAAACAAAGUAGUGCUUAGGUUACUCAAUAUCACAGUGUGGAAGCUUGAGAAACCCUCUUAACGUGUGUCAUCUUCUACCUCUGCCCUUCUCUGUCAUUCUACUUACUACUGAGGUAGCUCAAGGAGAACUUAAUACAAAUACGAUUUUCAAAUCUCCCCUGCAUUUCCUACUGGAAUACUGAAGCCACAGUGCAGUCAUGAGUCAUGACUUCCUGCCCAUCAUUCUCACCCGGAACACUUACCCAAAAGCUUCUAUCACUUAUUCUGUAAUGGGAAUUUGCUAAAGGUUCUGGGAAACUAACCUAGUUACUAAAAAAAAAACAUUUCCAAUGAGAAAUAAGUAAAACACUGGCAUUAUUGUUUAGUAUCAAAAUAAAAAUCCUCAAUAGAUAGUCACAAGCAAUACUAGCAGGGCUUGUUUUUCUAAGUGACCACAGAUUUAAUCCUUUUUAGGGUCUACAUUGUAAAUAAUCUUAUAAAUACUUUGAUUUAAAAAAAACAACUAUUUUUGAUUUGGGGAGGCAGGCUUUUAUAUACAUGAGCCUUUACUCCAUCCAGCUAUUGGCACAAUGCCCAGGGUCUUUUUCCAUAUUUCUGUCACUCCUCCUGGCAUGCUAUGUAGCAUUGCCUGUGCUAACGGAGAGGCAAAGAUAAUCCCUUUGCUUUCUGCUCUUCAAAUUCUUUACCUUCUUGGCACAGCAGAAUGAAGAGUACAGCAGAGUUCAUGUGUUCUUGUGGGUCCUCAAAGGGCCUGUGUUAGAGGCCACUUCAUGGUCGAUUCUGUGCCCUUGAACUCAUUUUAAUUCUUAUAAUUUUGCACCUGUAUAAAUAAAGCUCCUACUGCAUUCUGCUGUUCAUCAGCCUUUUAUGGUGAUGAGUUGCCUUUUACAUGAACAUCUAAAAAGAAUAAUCAAAUGAAUAAAAGUUAGAUUUACACAUAGCAUGCCUCUAAAUUCUAUUAUAGAAAGCCUCAAAUAUUUUACCUUCAAAAACAUGAUUCUCUAUAGGUGCAAAGUUAUAAGACAUUUAGAAGAAAGCAUCCGUGAAAAUCUUCCAGAGAUAUGGUCAAGAGCCUUAGGAACCCCAGUGCUGAGUUCUUUGUCUGCUUGGUCACACACCACCUGAUAGGGAUGGAAAGGAGAGAGACAGCCAGACUCUCAGAGAGGCUUGUCCUUGUGGAAUAAUGUGAAGCCAGGGCAAGGCUUACUAUAGAAUGUCCUCCAGCUUCCUGUGGUCCAGGGAAGGAUCAGGAAAUCGUGAAAAACCCACGUGAGAAGGCAGCUGUGCCUACAUGCUCCAGCUGUAUGUGGAAGACAGAAGGAUGAAGUACCAGAGUGUUAGGAAAGAAAGACAGUGGCGUUGUGAAUAACUGUGUACUUGAGGGUGGCUGUGGAUAUGGAUUUCCAAAAAGUGAUGUCUUGUUGUUGAUCAUCUAAUGGCUGUAAACUGUAGUACUAGAAUAAAAAAAAAAUAGAAAAUCA